Messenger RNA from Rotaria sordida, 594 nucleotides. The record is from the annotation of a GenBank genome assembly. NCBI's taxonomy places the organism in Eukaryota, Metazoa, Rotifera, Eurotatoria, Philodinida, Philodinidae.
AUGAAGAUUAUUUGUUGUUUAUUAUUAUUUAUUCUUCUGAUUAAAUGUAUUGAAACGAAAAAAGUUCAUCGUACAUAUGUAGUUGAACGAAAUACAACAGCUCGUGAAAAAUCAAUGUAUGGAUUUAGAAUACUUGAUUCAAACGAAAAAACAUGUUUAUAUCAAAUAAGAGUUUCAUCGAAGGAUAUGGAUACUGCUAUACUUGUUGAUGAUAUUGGAAAGAAUAUAGUGGCUAAUCUUAAAGGUACAUGGAUAAAAAAUUCAAUUAACGUUACAUUUUCUAUUAAUGAUUCACACUUAAAUAAAUGGACAGAUGGAUUUAUACAAAGAAAUGAUAAUUGGCUUUCUAUUGAUUAUGCAACUCAAUCUAAUAAUCAGCAAUUAAUUGCAAGAUCGAGCACCUUUUUGAAGAAAGUAAAAAUCUAUGAUAAAAAGAAAAAUGAAUUAAUAGCUCAAUUUCGACAACGUACUCGAUGGACGUCUUCGAAACCGGUCAAAUAUAUUUUGAAAAUCUAUUCAAAUCAAGUACCUGAUGCUAUUUAUUUUUUCUUAGUGUUAAUUAUGGAUCAUCGAGGUCUUGCUGGCGACAACUAA